AUGGAAUUUAUAAAUAACAUCAAUGUAUCAGUAGCAGUUGACCCUGUGGUACUGAUAACUACUGAAUGUAUCACUGUCACCUCAGCGAUGCGAAAGCACACUCGAUGGGCUCAUUCAUCAGUGUCAGCGAUCUUAGGUGCAGGUGCAAGACCAUUAAGCCCUAAUUCUCGAAAUAGAACACCGCGAGAUACAUAUGGGAGUCGGAAGCCCAAGGUUCAAUCACCAGAUCUAGCAAGCGAAAAUGAUGAAAGAGAAUUAGCAAAUAGAUGGGGAUUGCGCGGAAAAAAAGGGCGAAGCACGCAGGAUAACCCGUUAAUGGCAGGAUUUGGGCGAUUGAGGCGUCAACUUACUGGAUGUAAAGACAUUCAUAGAUUCGACGCACCCUCAUUGCUUGACCCCUUUCUCCAAGUUAUCCAAGCUUCCGCUACUUCUGCCCCGAUCACAUCCCUGGCUUUGAUCGCGAUAACAAAGUUUUUCGCAUACAAUUUCAUUGGUCCAGAGUCACCUAGAUUAGCACAAGCUAUGCGAUUAUUAUCUGAUGCUAUUACUCACUGUAGAUUUGAGGCUAGUGAUUCCGCAGCAGAUGAGAUCGUAUUAUUACGAAUACUGAAACUUAUGGAAGGUAUCUUGUCAGGCCCAGGCGGAGACUUACUCAGUGAUGAAAGCGUGUGUGAGAUGAUCGGUACAGGACUCAGUAUGUGUUGUCAGUCAAAGCUAUCUGAACUACUUCGCAGAUCAGCAGAGAUAUCCAUCAUUAAAAUGACUCAAAUAAUUUUUGAGCGCCUAAAAUACUUGGAAGUAACACCUGGUGAUGCUUCACGAGUCUCAGAUGAAAAAACAGCGGGACACAUAGAUGGUGUAAAUACGGAAGCAGCAGUAUCCAAAGAAGCAAUCACAAAUUUUGCGACAAGUAUAACUGGUAAUCGGUCACCAAAAAGCCCCGAGAAAAGCAGAUAUGAGUCGGGUGUUCUUGGGCGUGCAGGGUCUACCACCGAUUUAGAUCCUGAAUUAUUAUCAGAGAUGCCAGACGAUCCUCCCAUCAAGCCUUAUUCCUUACCAUCCAUUAGAGAGAUAUUUCGAGUCUUGGUCGAUUUACUCGAUCCCCAUGAUCGCCAACACACUGAUACUAUGAGAGUAAUGGCCCUGCGAAUUAUUGAUGUCGUUCUUGAGGUUGCAGGUCCUUCUAUUGCUAAACAUCCCCCUCUCGCAACCUUAGCUAGAGAUCGUCUUUGCCGAUACUUAUUUCAACUUGUCAGAUCAGAUAAUAUUGCUAUAAUGAAUGAAUCACUUAUCAUUUCAGGAACGCUUCUUGCAACAUGCAGAGGUAUGUUGAAAUUGCAACAAGAGCUAUUCUUAUCGCAUUUAGUAGCAUGUUUGCAUCCUCGCACUGAAAUACCGUCAGAAUCCGGCAUAGACCCAUCCUUAUUUGCUGGGGUUUCUUGGGCUCCAAAAACCUUCAAGCAUACUACAUUACAAGGCAAAAGUGAAAGAUCAACGCCUUUACCGGUAAAAGAUCGUCAAAAGCUUGGGAUGGAAAGCUUAUCACGCAAACCAGACGCUAAAGAAGCCAUGGUCGAAAGUAUUGGUGCUUUAGUACGAAUUCCAAGCUACAUGGUGGAACUUUUUAUCAACUAUGACUGUGACAUUGAUCGAGGCGACUUGUGCGAAGAAUUAGUUGGACUAUUGUCUCGCAACUCUUUCCCAGACUCUGCAACGUGGAGCACAUCAAGCGUACCACCAUUGUGCCUUGAGGCAUUGUUAGGAUAUAUCCAAUUCAUAUCAAGAAGGCUUGAUCAUGUACCCCAGUUUGAAGGGUAUCCCGACAGAAAUAUUCUUCGUGAACAGCGAAAGAAAAAGAAAGUAAUCAUUGAGGGUGCAUCCAAAUUUAAUGAGAAGCCAAGGGCUGGUCUGGAAUUUUUACAAUCACAAGGUAUCAUUAAAGAUGUAAACGAUUCACAAUCUGUCGCAGCAUUUUUGAAAGGAACCGCCCGUGUGUCCAAAAAAAUUUCGGGUGAAUUCCUAUCAAAGAAAGGAAAUGAAUCUGUUCUUGAAGCUUUUAUGGAUACAUACAAUUUCAAAGGGAAGCGAGUCGAUGAAGCUCUGCGGGAAUUGCUCGAGGGAUUUCGAUUACCUGGAGAGUCUGCACUUAUUGAGCGAAUAAUAACAUCUUUCUCUGAACAUUACUGUGCUGGCUCUACAUCAGACGGAAUUGCAAACAGUGACGCUGUCUUUGUAUUGACAUAUGCCAUCCUUAUGCUCAAUACUGAUUCGUAUAACCCUAAUCUCAAAGCUGCGGCGCGGAUGACUCUAGACCAGUUUUCUAAUAAUUUGCGGGGUGUCAACGGAGGAAAAAACUUUGACCCUCAAUACUUAAAAGAUGUUUACGACUCUAUCAAGGCCGACGAAAUUAUCCUUCCAGAUGAACAUGAUAACAAACACGCGUUCGAUUACGCUUGGAGGGAGCUUCUAUCUAAAACUGAGAAUGCUGGAAAACUUAUUGUCUGUGAUACUAAUAUUUUUGAUGCGGAUAUGUUCGAAGCUACCUGGAGACCUAUUGUCGCCACUCUCUCAUAUGUUUUUAUUUCUGCCAGCGAUGAUACUGUAGUCUCCAGGAUUAUUGCUGGCUUCGACCAAUGUGCUCAAAUAGCCAUAAAAUAUGGCCUGAUAGAAGUUAUAGAUCAGGUGAUAUAUUGUUUAAGCCAUAUUACGACGCUAGCCACGGAAAUUCCAUCCAGCACAGCUCUCAACACAGAAAUCCAAGCUGGCGAGAGUAGUGUUAUGGUUAGCGAACUUUCUGUCAGGUUUGGGCGAGAUUUCAAAGCACAGCUUGCCACAGUUGUCCUAUUUCGAGUUUUAAACGGAGGUGAAGCUUUAAUUAGUGAGAGCUGGAAGCAUGUUGUGGAUAUCUGGGUCAAUCUUUUUGUCAAUUCACUUAUGCCAUCCUUUUGGGUUCCGAAUGGCAUAGAAAUAUCUACAAUUCCUCUACAGACAUCGUUACAGGUGGUCGAUCGAGGUCAAAAAACAGGUGACACUGGUCUCUUUUCUGUAUUCACCUCGUAUAUUUCCAGUUACGCCGCAGAUGAUCCACCAGAACCCUCCGACGAAGAAAUGGAAAGUACUCUAUGCACAGUUGAUUGUAUAAAUGCUUGUCACAUGAAUGAUGUGUUUUUCAAUAUUUUGAAAUUACCUGUUACAGCUCUAAAGCCACUACUUAAAGCACUUCUCGACAAGUUACCGGAUGAUCCUAGCGCGGUAAUGCUUAAUGUGAAGUCUGAAGCAGAAUCUGUUGCACCUGUUUACCAGAAACCUUUCAAUAGUGGUCUCGCUUAUGAUCCUUCGAUAGUCUAUAUAUCUGAGAUGUCGACAACUCUAGCUCUCCAAAGUGAAGAAACGCUCAUCGCUCUGGGUUCUGAUGUUUCAAGUGCAUUGCUUAACAUUCUACGGAAUGCUUCAAGCUAUCACUGGAUCCUAGUUUCCAGAGUAGUUCUUUACCUUCUCCAUAUCUUGCAUACAAGUCAUGAACUUAACUUUAUUCGUGUACCUGUGGUACUUCAUUUGAUAGCUAGUUUAAAAAAAGACCAUUUCGAAAAAUCAACCUCUCUUGUACUACAAGGACUACAUUUAUGUAUCAAGGAGCCAGGGCCACUUAGGAAUGAAAUCAUGACUUCCCCUGACUUUUGGUUUAUUCUUCGUAACAUGGCAGGUAACUCCAGCUCGGCUCCCACUGUGUUCAAGAUAUUAGAAGGUGUAAUAAUUGGAUCACCUCCCUCAAUAAUGGCUGAUAACUACGAAUCAGCUGUGAAUUUAUUGAACGAUUUUGCAUCUGCAGGAAGUAUUGGCGCCGCUGUCGAACAGAAACAAGAAAAAAAAUCAAGAAGGGGCCCCAUACCAGCUAACCCUAAAAAGCAUGACAAAGUCCGAAUUGAAGCUGCUUUAUCACGGGGUGUGAAAGCAAUCACCAUGAUAUUCUCCCUUACAGAUCGUAUUCUAGUACUAAUGCAGCAGUCACAUCUUGAACCCAGAAAAGCCUGGACAGCUUAUUGGUCCCCGAUUUUCAACGCUCUUACUACACAAUGCACUAAUCCAUGCCGGGAAAUUAGACACCAAGCUUUUUCAUCUCUUCAACAUACACUUCUUUCUCCUCAAUUAACACAUGACUCUGAGUCUCAAGACGAAUGGAUUGCCAUCUUUGGUGAGGUACUUUUCCCCCUCAUUUUCCGACUUCUCAAACCUGAAGUCUAUUCUUCCGAUCCGACAGGCAUGUCUGAGACUCGUGUGCAAGCUGCUACUCUUCUUUGCCGUAUUUUUCUUCACUACCUUGCCCUUCUAUACAAAUACGAUGGAAUGCUAGAUCUAUGGCUGCGAAUUCUUGAUCUAAUGGAUCGGCUCAUGAACAGUGGCCAGGGUGACAGCCUGGAAGAAGCAGUGCCAGAAAGUCUAAAAAAUAUCAUACUUGUUAUGAGUAAUUGUAACUUUUUGGAACUACCUCAUCAAGCUGUAGAUGAGCGUAAAGAUAAGCUCUGGUCAGAGACUUGGAAAAGAAUUGAUAGAUUCUUACCAAACCUACGAAAAGAAUUGGAUCUAGAUUCGAAGGAAACAAAGAAACCAUUUCAAUCAACGGUAACUACUGAAUUAGAAGAAAGUCAAAAAACUAUCAUGGAGAUGUAA
Molecule: messenger RNA, 4668 nt
Organism: Blumeria graminis f. sp. triticale
Lineage: Eukaryota; Fungi; Ascomycota; Leotiomycetes; Helotiales; Erysiphaceae
Source: the annotation of a GenBank genome assembly